AUGCAGGCCGGCAGGGAAUUCGACAUUGUGGUCCUCGGUCCCACAGGGUAUACCGGGAAGCUCUGCUCAGAACAUAUCGUCAAGUAUCUACCCACGAACUUGAAAUGGGCGCUAGCAGGACGAUCUCCGCAGAAGAUCGAGGGGGUUGCUGAGGGAUUGAAGAAGCUCAAUCCUGAUCGCGCCGAACCAGAGAUUCUCGCUGUCCAACUCAACAAAACCGAGUUGAAGGCUUUGGCUGAGAGAACCAAGGUCCUUAUCAACGCUGUUGGCCCGUACCAUUUAUACUCUACACCGGUGGUUGAGGCGUGCGCUCUUACCGGGACUCAUUACCUUGAUGCAACUGGAGAAACCCCUUGGGUCAAGCAGACGAUUGAAAAGUACCACGAGACCGCCAAGUCAAAUGGUGCUAUUAUUAUCCAUUCUGUCGGAGUAGAAAGUGCUCCCGCAGAUAUGCUGGCCUGGGGCGUCGUGAAGGAAGUUCGCGAGAAACUAUCCUGCCAUACACGGGAAAUUACCGGUGCAAUCUAUGACUUCAAAUCGUCCGGCGCAAGCGGUGGUACCCUCAGCACCAUUCUCACGUGUAUCGAGAACUUCUCAAAAGCCCACCUCCUCGCCUCAACAAAGCCUUUCUCCCUCGCAGCUUCUACACCAACACCAAACAUUCCCCCCGAGCCCAUCAUGGCACGGGUCCUGGGUGUCCGAACCAUCCGCGACUUAGGCACGCUCACCAAGUCUCCAACAGAUUUCUGCGACAUCACCACCGUCCACCGAAGCAGCACGCUGAUGCGCGAAUUCUACGGGCCGCGUUUCUACUUCCGCCAAUUCCUGCGUGUCCGCAACACCUUGGUUGGAAUUCUCUUCCGCUUCGCAUUUCUCUUCGGGACGUCCUUCUUGCUCUUUGCCCCUGUCCGCUGGCUGGUGAAGAAGGUCAUCUACGCCCCCGGUAGCGGACCAACCGAGGAGAGCGGCCGGAAUGACCGCUGCGAGUACCGUGCGAUUGCGACGCCGGACCAGAACACGUCCAAGCGUGUCCUUGGUAAGCUGAAGUUCGAGGGGUCGAUGUACAUCUUCACGGGCUUGUUGCUGGCUGAAGCGGCGAUGGUGAUUGUGGAGAAUGAGGAGAAGGUCAAGAGGGUCUCUCGAGGCGGUAUUGUUACCUCGGCCGUCUUAGGGCAGGAAUAUCUUGAUCGGCUGGAGAAGGUUGGAUGCACAGUUGAGACGCAGGUGCUGGACAAUUGA
Aspergillus calidoustus is the source of this 1239-nucleotide messenger RNA. NCBI's taxonomy places the organism in Eukaryota, Fungi, Ascomycota, Eurotiomycetes, Eurotiales, Aspergillaceae. The record is from the annotation of a GenBank genome assembly.